AUGUCGGGCACAACGAUUGACGAUGUCGUGAAACGACUGAGCACUCCGGAAACGGAGACGAAGAUCAAGGUCGAAGCUGCUACAACGCUUCGCGACAGUCUGGAUCACUACACGGCCGGUCCUAUCUAUGCGCCGUUUCUUAAGAAGCUAAUGCCCAUCUUCAUCAACAUUCUCAAAGGACCAUGCAUCUUCCAAAGCAACUCUCCAGAGCAGAAACUCCGAAACUGUAUACUGGAGGUUCUUCACCGUCUACCAACACAUCCCUCUCCAACCGAGCCUUUCGAGCCCUUCGCCGAAGAGAUCGUCGACCUUUUGAUGCAUCUCGUACGAACAGACAACGAGGAGAACGCGACAUUAUGCGUCAAAAUCACAUCGGAUAUCAUGCGCCAUCAACAUAAGAUGCUGGCUCAGAAAGUCCAGCCAUUCCUGACCCUCAUUCAAGAGCUUUUUGAGCAGAUGGAGAAGGUCGUGCGCGAGCAGCUGGACAACACGUCAAUGUCGACAAACAACGCCUCUGGCGCCCCCUCAACCCCUGGCUCUUCCCAAACCAACUUCCAAUCUCCUCGGCCAGGCUCACCUGUGGCAUCCGUGACGGACCUUGGACCCGAUCCCCAACAGCAGAAUCGAUUGCUCCUGAAGGGCAUGUCCUCGUUCAAGGUCUUAUCAGAAUGCCCGAUCAUUGUGGUUUCGAUCUUCCAGGUCUACAGAAAUACGGUCGGAUCCAACGUCAAGCUCUUCGUGCCCCUGAUCAAGGGUGUUCUAUGCCUGCAAGCUAGCGCCCAACGACAAGCACACGCUGAUGCGAAGGCCAAAGGUCAAAUAUUUACAGGUGUCAGCCCCCUGAUCAAGAAUAGGGCAGCGUUUGGGGAGUUCAUCACUGCUCAGGUCAAGACCAUGAGCUUCCUGGCCUACCUCCUGCGGCAAUACUCGCAACAACUGCAAGACUUUCUUCCGACCUUGCCGGAAAUUGUUGUCAGACUGCUGAAGGACUGUCCACGGGAGAAAUCGAGCACGCGUAAGGAGCUUUUGGUUGCCAUCCGCCACAUCAUCAACUUCAACUUCCGCAAAAUCUUUCUCUCCAAGAUUGACGAGCUUCUCGACGAGAAGACAUUGAUUGGCGACGGCUUAACGGUAUACGAGACGAUGAGACCGCUUGCUUAUAGCAUGCUGGCUGAUCUCAUCCAUCAUGUGCGGGACCAGCUCAGCCCAGAGCAGAUUCGGAAGACAGUCGAGGUGUAUACCAAGAACCUCCAGGAUAAUUUCCCCGGCACGAGCUUCCAGACUAUGAGCGCCAAGCUCCUCCUCAACAUGGCGGAGUGCAUCGCGAAGAUGCAAGACAAGGUUGACGCUCGACACUAUCUCAUGAUGAUUUUGAGUGCCAUCGGAGACAAAUUCAAGGCCAUGAACACGCAGUACCCCAAUGCGGUGAAGCUGUCCAAGUUGUACAAGCAACAGGCUGCCGAGGGAACUGCCGACAGUUACCUUGCUGACAAGGAACACCCGCCUGACUGGGAUGAGACUGAUAUCUUCACGGCAAUGCCCAUCAAGCCUACGAACCCGAGAGACAGAGGUCUGGAUCCUGUUGCCGACAAUAAGUUCUUGUUUAAGAACCUCAUGAACGGUCUGAAGAACACCUUUUACCAGCUUCGCACAUGUAAUGCUGGCACCAACGUGAACCUUCAGAAUGCCCCGGCGCAAUGGCAAGAGGUGGCCUAUGGUUUCACGGCGGAAGAGGUCAAGGUUAUUGUCAAACUCUUCAGGGAAGGUGCCUAUGUCUUCCGCUACUACGAAAUUGAGAAGCCUGCUAGUGAAUCUCAGUACAUGUCUCCCGUGGAGUACAUGGCCAACUUUUACAUGGUCUCGAGCAGUAAGGAGGAGAAAGACCUGUUGGAAACAUUCGCUACAGUGUUUCACUGCAUCGAUCCUGCGACAUUUCAUGAAGUCUUUCAGCAGGAGAUCCCUCAUCUGUACGACAUGAUCUUCGAGCACACUGCCCUGCUGCACAUACCACAGUUCUUCCUUGCCAGCGAAGCUACGUCGCCAAGCUUCUGUGGCAUGCUGCUGCGUUUCCUGAUGGACAGGAUUGACCAGGUUGGGUCGGCAGACGUGAAGCGAUCGUCCAUCCUGCUCCGGCUUUUCAAACUAGCCUUUAUGGCAGUCACUCUCUUCGCCAACCAGAACGAGCAGGUCUUGCUUCCGCAUGUGGUGGACAUCGUGACAAAGUCUAUCGAUUUGUCUACCCGGGCAGAGGAGCCUAUGAACUACUUCCUGCUCCUGCGCUCCCUUUUCCGAAGCAUCGGUGGAGGCAAGUUUGAGCAUCUCUAUAAGCAGAUUCUCCCACUCCUCGAAAUGCUCUUGGACGUACUCAACACAUUGCUCAUGGCUGCGCGCAAGCAAACCGAGCGUGAUCUCUAUGUUGAGCUGUGCUUGACCGUUCCUGCUCGGUUGAGCAACCUUCUGCCACAUCUCAGCUUCCUCAUGCGACCAUUGGUCGUUGCAUUGCGCGCGGGAACUGAUUUGGUAGGUCAAGGACUCCGGACCUUGGAGCUUUGCGUCGACAACCUAACGGCCGACUACCUGGACCCCAUUAUGGCACCAGUCAUUGAUGAACUCAUGACGGCUUUGUUCGACCACCUUCGUCCGCAUCCCUACAGCCACUUCCAUGCGCACACGACGAUGCGUAUUUUAGGAAAGCUCGGUGGCCGAAAUCGAAAGUACAUCACCGGUCCUCAGCCGCUGAGCUUUGAGGAAUUCGCCGACGAUGCGACUAGCUUCGACCUGAGGCUUGUGGGCUCAAAGAAAGAUAGAGCUUUUCCAGCGGAGUUGGGCGUUGAUUUGUCCAUCCGCAAGCUGAUGGAGGUGCCCAAACCUAGCAAAGCCAACCAAUCCCGCCAAUUCGAUGGCUACUACAAGAAACAGUCUUUCCACUUCAUCAAGUCCCAACUGAAGCUUAGGAUCGGUUUUGACAACCUCCCGGAUGACCUGCCAAGACUUCUCCGCCUGCAGGCGCAGGACCUUCUGUCCAGAAAAAUCGAAGUCGACCUAUCAGCAUUUGAUGCUUCCGACAGGGAUCGUUCCAUCGCCAAGAAGGAUCAACAGGAUGAGCUUGUGAGGCGUCUGCUGAAGGCAGUCAUGUUUGCUGAGUCUCUCCCAGAAUUCAAGGAUGAGGCGGCGUCGUUUCUCACGAACGUUGCAAGGCACUUCACUAUUGUCGACAUUGGGCGGUCAGUCGUCGAUGUCAAGCACACCUACAGCCAAUUCAACCCCACGGCUGGCGAGGGGCCCCUAUACAUCGACACCAGGGUCUUUUCUGACGCCAUCGUCGAGUCACUAUCGUCCGAACACCCUGAUGUGCGAGAUUCUGCGCGGAGAGUCAUCCGCGAGAUCUACAAUACGGCAUCGACAAUCUUUGGCUCAGCACAAUCGGCCGCCCGUCUGCCGUUCUUCGGCAAUCUCAGCACGACAUUUUGCCAUGCGUGCUACGAAGAAGAAUGGUUCACGAAAGCCGGUGGCACCCUCGGCGUCAAUUUUCUUCUCACAGAGUUGGAGCUGGGCGAUCAGUGGGCAAUCAGCAAGCAGACAGACUUCAUCAGGGCGCUCAUGUAUGUCGUCAAGGACAUGCCCCAGGACUUGCCCGAGAAGACAAGAUCAUCUGCCCAGCUCACACUCGAGAUUCUCCUGAAGAAAGUUACCAAGAACGCCAAGAAGGAAGACGCUUUGCCAUCAACUACACCCGGUCAAGCUCCGCAGCGGCACCGACUGGCUCAGAUCUGCAUGCAUUUCAAUAACGAGCUUGCACACAUGAAUCGUCAUGUGCGCGAGACGGCAAAGAGAUCACUGGAGCUUAUCGCCAAGGCAGCCAGUUGUGAGGUUUGGGAAUUGAUUGAGCCGUACAAGGAGCGCUUCCUACAGCCGAUCUAUUCCAAACCCCUGCGUGCUCUGCCGUUCCCUGUUCAGAUCGGGUACAUCGACGCGAUGACCUACCACAUGACACUCAAGCACGACUGGGUUACUUUCGAUGAACACCUCAAUCGUCUGCUCAUGGAGUCCCUUGCCUUGGCGGAUGCCAGCGACGAAUCACUCGCGAAUAAGCCAGCGGAGUUCCGUACUCAUGACUAUAUUGUCAACCUCCGCGUAGCAUGCAUCAAGAUGUUGAGCACUGCCAUGAGCUUUGAUGAGUUUGCCAAAGGCACAAACAUGGCGGCCACGCGAGCCAAGAUUGUCUCCGUCUUUUUCAAGUCCCUUUACUCCGAGUCGCAGGCCACUAUUGAUGCCGCCAACGACGCCCUCAAGUCCGUACUACAACAGACCAACAAGCUGCCCAAGGAUCUCCUUCAAGGGGGACUGCGGCCUGUUCUCGCCAGCCUUCAAGAUCCUAAGAAGCUGACAUCCCAUGGUCUGGAUAAUUUGGCUCGUCUCUUGAAGCUUCUGACAACAUACUUCAAAGUUGAGAUCGGAAGUCGCCUUCUCGACCACGUCAAGAUUCUAGCGGAUCCAAACGUGCUGCAAGCGAUUUCCUUCACCUACUUUGAGCAACAUCCUCAGAUGAAGGUUGUCUCCGCGGUUUUCAAUAUUUUCCACCUUCUCCCUCCCGCUGCUGAGACCUUCAAGGAACGUCUGAUCGAUCUUGUUCUCGACCUCGAAGAGAAGCUGCGCCGCACUCACGUCAGCCCUUUCCGACCUCCGCUCUACAAGUAUCUCAACCGCUACCCGGCAGAAAUGUGGGCUUUCUUGAUGCCGAAGAUAGGCGAAGUCAAAUACGGUCGAUUCCUGGCUCAGGUUCUCUCCCAUCCCGACAGCGGACCCCUUCGCAAGGAAGCCGUGUCCGGCGUGGAUAACCUAGUCAAGGCUUGCAACGAGAUUGUCACGCAAGACAAGGAGACAAAGUUUGUGGCGAUCAUCAACACGAUCCAUGUUCUUGACUCUCUGGGUCAGUGGCCCGCGUGCGACGCUUGGAUGGACAAGAAGGAAAUCUUGACGUGGAUGAAGCAAGUGGGCAAAGAGCUUGAGGCACAGCUGCGCAAGUAUACACUGGCAGCUAACCUCCGCAUGCCGGCUGCUCAAGCUUCGGAGCAGCUCAUGAACAUUCUUCUCAAGUCUCUUGAAAGAAAUCCGAAGGAUUUGGAGUUACUGUUCAGCAUCGUCGAAGCGGUCACGUCCGAGGACUUCCGAGACCCUCAACCCCUCAUCGCUUAUGUGUACAAAAACAUCAUCAACAACGAUUCUGUUGAGAUUGGCGUCGCGGCAAUUUUGAAGUGUUUGGAGGCCUACUCUUCCCGCAAUAUUUCUCAGAAGAUGAAGUGCUUCUUGCUGCACAACAUUGUCAACCCCACCAUUGCAAUGGAUGUUCAGCGGCAUUGGAACUCCACACAACAGGGCCAGCCGCGCUUGAUAGAUCGAGCUGUCAUUGAUGCUGUGGUGGCAAAGGUCUGGAAGUCAAACCAAGAUACCAGCCAACAGGAUCACGACGACCUCGCUCAACCCGGCAUCGAUCAUACCAAGUUCGAAGUCCUGCAACUGUCCGCGCUGCUCUUGAAGUACCACUACCAGACGAUCCAGGAGACCAGGAAGGAUAUCAUCAAGAGCUGCUGGACCUUUAUCCGCCUGGAUGAUGUCAUCAACAAGCAUGCAGCUUAUGUGGUCAUUGGGUACUUCAUUGCGCUCUACGAUACGCCCAUCAAGAUCGUUACUCAGGUCUAUCUUUCGCUGUUGAAGGCCAACCAGAACGAGGGCCGGGCCCUGGUGACACAAGCCUUGGAGCUCGUGGCGCCUGUGCUCCCCAAGCGACUCAACACUCCGCAGAACGACCGAAACGCGGCUUGGGCUAUUGCACCGAGAAGAGUGCUGGCCGACGAAGGCCAGAAUGCGCAGCAAAUGACGAGCAUUUUCCACUUCCUCGUUCGACAUCCAGAACUGUUCUACGACUCCCGCGACAAGUACGCUAUGCUGAUCAUCACGUCGCUCAGAAAGGUUGCCGCACCUGCAACCGCGUCGAAUGAGUCAAAGAAGCUCGCCCUGAACAUGAUGUGGCUCAUCUGGCUUUGGGAACAGAGGAGAGUGGAAGGAAAGGGCGAUGCCCUGGCACGCUCUCAAUCACAGUCGCCAAACUCAAAGAAGAGGAAGCUCGACGGUGACCAGCCCAUGUCAUCACCUCCUUCUGUCAAGCAGCAACUCGCGCCCAAUGAUUAUCAGAUCCCUCCAGUUGGACGUCUCAAGAUGAUCCGCUAUCUGAUUGAGUUCAUUGCCCAGUUGAACGAACGGUAUCAGGUUCCAUCUGCCAAGUUCAAAGACUCGCCCACGUUGGCAGGUUUCGCCGCGCCUAGCGCAUCAUCAACUGAGCUCUGCAAGAAGUCCAUGUCACUUCUCUAUCAUCUGCUGCAGCCUCAAUACUGGAGUGAUCUCGAUAUCGACCUCUUUCCUCACGUCACCGAUGCCGUGCUCGCUAGCGACAGAACGCAAACUGUUCUCACGGCGGAUCCGAGCGACAAGGAGAAGUUUGAUAACAAGUUCAUCACCAACAUCAUCAACACUCUGCAAGUCGUGCGGAUCAUUCUCAAUGUCAAAUCAGACGACUGGGUCCAAAAGAACAUGUCCUCUAUACAGAAGGUUCUUGACAAGUGCUUGAAGAGCGAGAACCCGGAAAUCCAGGAUUGUCUCCACGCUGCGGAUCCUGAGAACGAUGACAAUCGGGAGCUCAAGGCUAUCGUCAAGCGCGUUUUGGAGGCUGUUCCCGAAGAUGUCCCCAUGGAAGAUGCUGAUGCCGACGGUGAGACAGAGGCGCAAACUUCAGAAAUCAUCCAAGCUCUUUCCACAACAGCUGGAGAAGCUAUGGCAGCAGGCAACUACACUUCUGGAGUCAACACCUUAUGGUCACUUGGCAACCGGAAGCCGACAAUCAUCGACCAGCACAUUGCCGUCCUCAUGAAGGCCCUUCAGAGUAAGCUUGCACGUGAGCAUGUUCAGCAUUACAGCAUCGUCGCGAAUCUGCAAGCCGGCGGAGCACCUCCUAAUAGGGGCCCGGACGCGCCACCGUCUGGCGAAAUGUCAACAUAUGACCUCGAGGUCUCAACAGCUCUCAUGCUCAAGGCAAUGCAGGUUGUCGCUCUCAGGAUGGAGGUCCUCGGUGACAACCGUCGCCCGUUCCUCAGUGUCCUGGCCACACUAGUUGAAAAGUCCAUGCACAUCCCCUUGUGCGAAGAGAUUCUCGUCAUGGUGGAGGGCUGGGUUUUCCGUUCCGAAGGCACGUGGCCGACUCUGAAGGAAAAGACCGCCGUUCUCCACAAGAUGCUCUCUUUCGAGCACCGACAAGAUCCCACCAUGCUCACAAAGUUCCUUGAGCUUGUGAUUAGGAUCUACGAGGAUCCAAAAAUCACCAGGACCGAGUUGACUGUGAGGAUGGAGCACGCUUUCCUCAUUGGUGCCAGAGCGCAGGAUGUUGAGAUGCGAAAUCGCUUCAUGGCCAUCUUUGACAAGAGUCUGUCCAAGACGGCAACUGCCCGCCUGUCGUACGUGCUCACGGCGCAGAACUGGGACACUCUUGCAGAUAGCUUCUGGCUUGCCCAGGCCUCGCAGCUUCUUCUGGGUGCUGUGGAGCUGAAUGCGGCUGCUCAACUACACGCCGAAGACUUCAGGACACUGCCGGCCAGCCAGUUGUGCAUGAUUUACGCCAAGGAUACCAGAGAGCCGGCAAACAUGGCGGACGACAAAUUCGACACCCUCAUUGCACAACAUCGUCGCUUCAUGAACGAAAUCGCCGAUGUCAAGGUCCGCGACCUCGUCGAGCCCCUCAGCCAGCUCCAGCACAUCGACAACACGUUGGCCCAUCAGCUUUGGGUUUCGGUUUUCCCAAUCUACUGGUCUGCGACGGCUAGGGAUGAGCGCAUUGAGCUUGAGCGUGGAAUUGUGACUCUCCUGACGAAGGAUUAUCACAGCCGUCAAAUCGACAAGCGGCCCAACGUCGUUCAGUCGCUGCUGGAGGGCGCUGCGAAGGCGUGGCCUAGCUGCAAGAUUCCGCCCCACGUGCUCAAGUACGAAGCCAAGACGUACGACACGUGGUACACGUCGCUUGUGCAGCUUGAGAAUGCAGCAAUCAAGCCGGAAAUGGAGUCUGCCAAGGUUCGUGAGAGCAACCUCGAUGCUCUUGUCGAUCUCUAUGCGUCAUUGCAGGAGGACGACCUCUUCUACGGAACGUGGAGACGCCGCUGCCAAUUUGUUGAGACAAACGCUGCCCUCUCUUAUGAGCAGAACGGCAUGUGGGAUAAGGCUCAAAAGAUGUAUGAAGCUGCACAGAUCAAGGCUCGAACUGGCGUCAUCCCUUUCUCGCAGGGAGAGUACAUGCUGUGGGAGGAUCAUUGGGUUCUCUGCGCCCAGAAACUCCAGCAAUGGGACAUCUUGCAAGACUUUGCCAAGCACGAAAACUUCCAAGACCUGCUCCUGGAGUGUGCCUGGCGCAACACGGAAAUGUGGCAGGACGGCAACCAGCGAGAUGCGUUGGACACUCUGAUCAAGGGCGUUAUGGACGCUCCUACUCCUCGCAGGGCGUUCUUCCAGUCAUUCAUGGCCCUGCUCAAGUUCCACAACAAGCUUGAGACGCACGCCGAGUUCGCCAAGUCUUGCGACGAAGCGAUCCAGCUGUCCAUCCGCAAGUGGCACCAGCUUCCUCAGCAGCUCACAAAAGCACACAUUCCGCUGCUGCAGAACUUCCAGCAGCUUGUUGAGCUGCACGACGCUCAAGUCAUCUGCCAGAGCUUGUCGAGCACCAAUCAGUCGAACCUUGACGUCAAGUCCGGCGAGCUUAAACUGCUGCUUGGCGCGUGGCGAGACCGCCUGCCCAAUGUAUGGGACGACAUCACAGCUUGGCAGGACCUUGUCACAUGGCGCCAGCAUAUUUUCGGGCUCAUCAACCAAACCUACUUGCAACUCCUCCCACAACAGGGUGGCAACCAGAACACUAACGGUGCUUCGUUCGCGUACCGCGGCUACCACGAGACGGCGUGGAUCAUCAACCGUUUCGCCCACGUUUCUCGCAAACACAACCUGCCCGACGUGUGCAUCAGCCAGCUGAGCAGGAUCUACACACUGCCCAAUAUCGAGAUUCAAGAGGCGUUCCUCAAGCUCCGCGAGCAAGCCAAAUGUCACUUUGAGAACCCUGAGGAGCUGACGAGUGGAUUGGAUGUCAUCAACAACACCAACCUCAACUACUUCAAUCCACCGCAGAAGGCCGAGUUCUACACACUCAAGGGCAUGUUCCUGGAGAAGCUCGGCCAAAAAGAGGAGGCUGACAGCGCGUACGGUACCGCCUUGUACUUCGAUAUCACCGCGGCCAAGGCGUGGGCUGAGUGGGGCUACUUCAACGAACGAAGGUUCAAAGCCGAUGCCAACGAUGUCAACUCGGCUCGUCAGGCUCUGACAAGCUACCUGCAAGCUGCAGGAAGCUACAAGAACGCCAAGUCGAGAAAGCUCCUUGCGCGGAUCCUGUGGCUCCUCAGCCUCGAUGAUGCCACGGGGACCAUCGCUGCUGGUUUCGACGACUUCAAGGGAGAAACACCGAUCUGGUACUGGAUCACGUACAUUCCCCAGCUGCUCACAGGUCUCGCCUACAAGGAGGGGCCCCGCGUCCACCAGAUCCUCACCAAGAUUGCCAAGUCGUACCCUCAAGCACUUUACUUCCAGCUCCGCACCAACAGGGAGGACAUGGCGGUCAUCAAGAAGAACCAAGAAGCCAAGGAACGGGCCCGCCAGCGCGCCCAGUCGGCUGCCUCGCAGCAGGCCAGCGCUUCUCCUCAGCUACCUAAGAAUGAGACCGUCUCGGGUGCUGCGUCAAGCUCGAGACCGGGCACCGCUAACGGCGACGGCGCUCUUGUUAAGACCGAGGGCGGUGACACCAAGUCAUCGUCGGUGCCACCAGCACCUGCAGACGGCGGCACGCCCGCACCAGCAGCAACCCCAGUGCCCGCUCCCACCCCUACGCCUGCACCGGCUUCUGUGCCGGUACCGGCGCAAGCGGCUCAAACUCAGAGUGACCAGCAGCAACAGCAGUCCGGGGCCGGCCAGAAGAAGCCGCCCUGGGAGCUGACCGAGGAGAUCAUGAGCCACUUGAAGUCUGCUUUCCCACUGUUGGCUCUGUCAAUGGAGACCAUGGUGGAUCAAAUCCAGAAGCACUUCAAGUGUCCUCCGGAUGAGGACGCGUAUCGACUGAUCGUGGCGCUGCUGAACGACGCUCUGGCCUAUGUGAGCCGUAUGCCUUCAUCAUUUGCCAAGAUUAAGCUUCCGUCGGCGACUGAGACGAACAUUACGCGGUUUGCCGAGACAAUUCUGCCUCCGCAUAUCAAGAAGUCGUUUGAGGCCGACUUUGUGCAGACCAAGCCGACGAUGGACGAUUACAUUUACAAGCUCCGACGGUGGCGCAACAAGUUCGAGGAGAAGCUCGACCGCCGAUCAACGCGCGUGUCCCUCGAGGCCUUCUCGCCGCAUCUCAGUGAGUUCCGGUACCAGCGAUUCGACGAUGUGGAGAUCCCCGGCCAGUAUCUGGAGCACAAGGACAAGAACCAGGAUUUCAUCCGCAUCGAGCGAUUCCUGCCAAACGUCGAGCUCGUGCGGUCCAUCAGUGCUUCAUACCGACGGCUCAAGAUCCGCGGCCACGAUGCGAGCGUGCACUCGUGGGCGGUGCAGCACCCGGCGGCGCGUCACUGCCGACGCGAGGAGCGCAUUCUGCAGCUCUUCCGGCAGCUCAACCAGACGCUCAACCGGCGCAAGGAGAGUCGGCGCCGUGACAUGCAGUUCACGCUGCCGCUGAUGGUGCCGCUGGCACCACACAUUCGCAUCGUGCAGGAGGACACGUCGUACAUCACGCUGCAAGGGGUGUACGAGGACCACUGCCGGCGCAACUCGAUGAAGAAGGACGACCCAGUGCUGUUCACGAUGGAGAAGUUGCGGGGUGUCCUGGACACAAAGAACGCGGUAUGUAUCCGCGGCGACGGGCAUCCAACGGACGCACGUACUGACCAAGCACAGAAACACGGAGAGCAGACGGCGACGGCGCGCCUCGAGGUGUUCAACGCGAUCCAGGAGAAGUGGGUGCCGCACACGUUGGCGCUCGAGUACUUCCAGAAGAUCUUCCCGAGCUUUACGGACUUUUGGCUGUUCCGCCGGCAGCUGUCGUACCAGAUGGCGGCGCUGACGUUCAUGACGUACAUCCUGUACAUGCACAACCGGUACCCGCAGAAGAUCAACAUUGCGCGGGCGUCGGGCAACAUUUGGGGCUCGGAGCUCAUGUCGUACAUGAGCGCGGGCAAGCCCUUCUUCCACAACCCGGAGCCGGUGCCGUUCCGUCUGACGCCGAACCUGCAGACGCUCAUGGGCCCGCUCGCGAUGGAGGGCAUCUUCAGCUGCUCGCUCAUGGCGAUCGCGCGGUGCCUGCUCGAGGGCGAGCACGAGCUGGAGAAUGCGCUGACGCUGUUUGUGCGGGACGAGAUGAUCUUCUGGUUCACGAGCUCGCACCGGGCCGUGCAGAUGACGGAGCACCAGCUGCGCGAGUCGGUGCAGGUCAACAGCGACUCGAUCGUCAAGCGGGCGACGAGCCUCGCGCAGAGCCCGGCGAGCAACCUGCCGGCCAACCAGACGGUCAUCGACCUCAUCGCCAAGGCGGUCAACCCGAUGAACCUCGCGCAGUGCGACGCCCUGUGGAUGCCGUAUCUGUAA
Messenger RNA from Verticillium dahliae VdLs.17, 11700 nucleotides. RefSeq names its product transcription-associated protein. The transcript has 3 exons. The coding region runs from base 1 to 11700 and encodes 3899 amino acids. Gene Ontology annotation, molecular function: transcription coregulator activity; protein binding. NCBI's taxonomy places the organism in Eukaryota, Fungi, Ascomycota, Sordariomycetes, Glomerellales, Plectosphaerellaceae. Gene Ontology annotation, cellular component: NuA4 histone acetyltransferase complex; SAGA complex; nucleus. Gene Ontology annotation, biological process: DNA repair; regulation of DNA-templated transcription. The record is from RefSeq and is a predicted model, not a curated record.